Messenger RNA from Miniopterus natalensis, 3204 nucleotides. It is a transcript of the gene TMUB2, whose product is annotated as transmembrane and ubiquitin like domain containing 2. NCBI's taxonomy places the organism in Eukaryota, Metazoa, Chordata, Mammalia, Chiroptera, Miniopteridae. Gene Ontology annotation, biological process: ERAD pathway. The record is from RefSeq and is a predicted model, not a curated record. Gene Ontology annotation, molecular function: protein binding.
AACCCCAGACCCUUCGGUCUGUGGGCCAACACUCUAACCACUAAGCCAAACCCGGUAGGGCCAGGUUGCCGGUUUGAUACACAGUCAGAACACAGAUCCCGUCAGGUUGAUGUUUCUCUCUCAAAAAAAAAAAAAAGAAAAGAAAAAGAAAGAAACCAGACACGAAAAGACAAAUAUUGUAUUAUUCUACUUACAUGAGAUACCUAGAAUAGGCAAAUUCAUAGACAUAGAAUAGAGGUGGGAGGAGGAAUGGGCACAGUGGUGAUGGGUAUACAACAUUGUGAGUGUAGUUCAUGCCACUGAAUUAGCCACUUAAAAUGGUUAAAGUAGUAACUUUUAUGUAUAUUUUACCAUAAUAAAAAGGCUUAAAAACCAGAUACCAAAGAGUACAUACUAUUUGAUUCCACUUACACAAAGCACAGAAACAGUGAAAACUAAUCUGUGAUUACUCUUUCUAAGUUAGUGGCUGGAAAAAGACAGGAAAAGGAGUUAUGAGUCAUUUUGUAUUUCUUGAUCCAAAUGCUAGUUUCACCUGUGUGUUCUGUUGGCGAAAAUCACCGAGCUCGUCUGCAUUAUUUAUACUUCAGUCAACAGUUUACCAGAAAACAACAAAAACCCCAGCACUUCUUUAGAAAAAAAUUUAAUUGCAAAAAUCUGGAUAAGUUCUUGGAAGCUGAACCUUUUCUUGGGCUCCCGCUUUUCUUGUAUUCUAAACCUGCGCUGAAUCUGUGCCUUCUUUGAAACGCUCUCCUGCAUUAUACCUAAGUCCCACACUACCCGGGGCCGCAUUCUCGGAGCAUCUGAUGGUAACUAAAUUGUCUCCCAGUUUGUCCCCCGACUAGCCCUGACUUCUUGGAGCUCAGAGAGAUCAGACCUUACUGAUCUCGCUAACUCGAAGCAGUAAUAAAUCCUGUCAGACAGGGAGGCUGGGAGCAAAGCCGGAAGGACAAGAUUGGAGAGAGGGAAGCGCUGCUCGGGUUCUGCCCAGCGGUGCCAGACCGCGCAAUCUUCCAGACCCGAAACCACGCCCCCUCUCAAGCACCUCCUCCACCCUUCUCCUGACCCCGCCCCUCAGCCCAGGGCUCCUCGGACCCCGCCUACUAGGCGUGUCCCUGACUCCGGAGGGCCUUGAUCCCGCCAACAAUGACUCCGCCCCUCCUUCCGCUGAGAAGCCUGUCCCUUUUAAAGAACACGUUUACGUCAGCCCGCCUUACGUAGACUUUGCGUCAUCAGUGCAAGGCGAGGAGGCGGGACUUCCUGUCUCUGGUUCAAACAGCUUCCGGGAGUAUCCGGAAGAGACUGGACCCUGAGCAGAAUCGGGGGUAGCCAGCCCCUUCCCCGGUUCCUACGGAAAGUUGAGUCCAUCAGCCGUCCUGGCGAAGUCAAAACACUUAGUCUGGCCGUUUCAGUGUGGACCCCAUCAGCAGCCAGGCCAUGGAACUCUCUGAUGUCACCCUUAUUGAGGGUGUGGGCAAUGAGGUGACUGUGGUGGUAGGUGUGGUGGUGCUGAUUCUAGCCUUGGUCCUAGCUUGGCUCUCUACCUACGUAGCAGACAGCAGUAGUAACCAGCUCCUAGGCACUAUCGUGUCAGCUGGCGACACAUCCGUCCUCCACCUGGGGCAUGUGGACCAUCUGGUGGCAGGCCAAGGCACCCCAGAACCAACUGAACUCCCCCAUCCAUCAGAGGGUAAUGAUGAGAAGGCUGAAGAGGCUGGAGAAGGUGGGGGAGACUCCACAGGGGAGCCUGGAGCUGGAGGUGGUAUUGAGCCCAGCCUUGAGCAUCUGCUUGACAUCCAAGGCCUGCCCAAAAGACAAGUGGGCCCAGAGAGCAGCAGUCCAGAAGCCCCUCUGAGAUCUGAGGAUAGCACCUGCCUGCCUCCUACUCCUGGUCUCAUCAAUGUGCGGCUCAAAUUCCUCAAUGACACCGAGGAGCUGGCCGUGGCCAGGCCAGAAGAUACUGUGGGUACACUAAAGAGUAAAUACUUCCCUGGACAAGAGAGCCAGAUGAAACUGAUCUACCAGGGCCGCCUACUGCAGGACCCAGCCCGCACACUUCGUUCUCUGAACAUUACCAACAACUGUGUGAUUCACUGCCACCGCUCACCCCCAGGGUCAGCUGUUCCAGGCCCCUCAGCUUCCCUCACCUCCUCAGCCACUGAACCCCCCAGCCUUCGUGUCAGUGUGGGCAGCCUCAUGGUGCCUGUGUUUGUGGUGCUGUUGGGUGUGGUCUGGUACUUCCGGAUCAAUUACCGCCAGUUCUUCACAGCACCUGCCACUGUCUCCCUGGUUGGGGUCACUGUCUUCUUCAGCUUCCUAGUAUUUGGGAUGUAUGGACGAUAAGGACAUAGGGAGAAAAUGAAAGGCAUGGUCUUCCUCCUCUAUGGCCUCCCCCCUUUCCUGGCCAGAGCUGGGCCCAAGGGCCUGGGAGGGAGGGAUGGGAAGGAUAUGGUGGGUCCUCUUCCAUAGGACAAAGGAGGCAGGUAUGGGGCCUCCACAUCCACGAGGGUACAGACAUCCCCUCUGUGCAAGCACAACUCAGGUAGAAACGAGGAUGUCAUCUUCCUUCACUUUUAGGGUCCUGAAGUUCAGAGCCACGCUGGUGGCCUAGCUUAGUGGGGAGCCUGGGCUCUGAGGACUUUUUCCUAGCUGUGACCCUAACUCUUCCCAUUGUCCUGCAUGUUUGUUCCUCAGCAUCCAGGGCCACCAGCCAGGACAGCUUAGCAUGGCCCCAGCAUACUUCUGUAGGGAGCCUGGAGUAUCUUUCAAUUCCUUAGUGGAAUAUCCAUCUUUUGAGAUUAAAAUCACACAGGCAGGAAUGAAGGUUGUGUCAGCUCGUCCUGUAGGCACCUAGCUGCCUCUCCCUUCUCCCUCUACCCCGUAGCAGGAAUAGGGUGUUCUCCCUUUUUUCAAAGCACUUUGUGUUUUUUGUUUUGUUUUUUAAUAGUCCUUUAUAGAGCUCCAUCAGGAAGGGGAUUGGGGCACAAAGCCAAGCCCCCAGCAUUGGGAGAGGCCAGGCCACAGCUGCUGCUACUACCCUAGGCCUAAGGCUAUAAGCAAGAAACAGCUCUGGCUCUCAGCCAGUGACCUACACUGCCCAGCUCCAAGGAGUAGCUCUGAGUAUGGAGUACUGUGCCCCAGGCCCUUGUCUUGGGCUCUUGGAUGGAGGGUCAGUGUCUGUGACUGAAUAAAGUUCCAUUUUGUGGC